Molecule: messenger RNA, 2847 nt
Organism: Trichoplusia ni (cabbage looper)
Lineage: Eukaryota; Metazoa; Arthropoda; Insecta; Lepidoptera; Noctuidae
Product: putative transporter svop-1
Exons: 10
Coding region: 717-2249 (510 amino acids)
Biological process (GO): transmembrane transport
Molecular function (GO): transmembrane transporter activity
Source: RefSeq, a predicted model, not a curated record
UGCUGUCAAAAUUUCAGCUCAAUCCGAAACAAGAAGUGUCUCAAAUUGAACUUGCAAGAUUUGAUUAGUCAAAGUCAAAGUAGCUUUUUCUGUUGAUCGAGUAGGUUACAGCUGUUUAAUAAUAAUAAUAUACUUCUACAAUUAGGCAGACAGCAAACAACGAGACAAGUAAAACCAAAUAAAAGCUUAUUAAAUUACAAACUAAAUUAACACAAAUAGCGGAAAAAUCGUUAUCGUAUAAAAAACAUCACGUAACACGUAUAUGGUAAUUUCCUGAAAAGUUUAAACACAAAAAUUUCAACUCAAAACCAUGACGUCAUGAUAUUCUAUCGCAAUUAUUUGCGUAAUUUCAAAUGCUGGUAGUCAUUUUAAAGCAAACAUUUGUGACUCUUUGUAUCUCUGGCUCUUUGAGCAAACAUUGUCCCGCCACGUUCAUGCCGUAUGGCUCUCCUAUCAGCAUUUGUAUGAUUAUCAAGAACCUAUAUUUAAACGUGAACCGAUUUCGUUUCUUCACUGUAUGGUCUCCAUCGCCGAUAAUAAAGGGUGGCCUACUGAAAAAACAGAGGUAUACCACCUCCUUUUCGUAUUUUGAAACUGGGCCAAUCGUAAUUUAUAUCAAGUGUUUCAAAUUAGAGAUUUAUUUUUAACGAAUUAAAAUUAUUUUAACUUUUUUUUUCUUAAGUUUAACUUCGCUUCUAUUCAAGUAUUUUACGAAAAUGACUGUUUGUGAUGGUUUUUCAAAGAAGACUAGUUUUGAAGAUGCGCUGGACCUCACUGGUUUCGGCAAGUACAAUGUGGGUAUGUUAACAUCGUGCUGCCUGCUCAUCCUGGCCAUGUACCUCGACAUCUUCGGGUUCUCCGUGGUACUGCCCGCAAUGGCCUGCGACAUGAACCUUGACACCGCACAGCAGGGCAUGCUCUCUGCCAUGCCACUUAUAGGUGUGUUGGUGUCGUCCUACGGCUGGGGGCUAUGCGCGGACACCAUAGGCCGGCGCAAGUCCUUACUCAUAGCCAUGCCUCUCGCCUUCGUGCUCAGUCUAGUAUCCACUAUGGCUCCCGACUAUGCCUCACUGGCAGUUAUCAAACUGUUCUCAGUGUCUUUUUCUUCAGCAGCGAACGCCGCGGCAUUCGUGUUGCUCGCGGAGAGCGUCCCGGCGCGACACCGCAGCAGAUUCAUGUUCCUGAUGGCUAGUGCGACAAUGUUCACACAAUUCAUAAUUUGUGUAUUUGCCCUGCCGAUAUUCAAAUUGACCUUCAGCAUUCACAUAAACUUAUUGAAUAUGGAGUACAGACCAUGGAGGUUGUUGCUGCAAGUGAUCUGCUUGCCGCACGGCAUAGGGACUCUAGCCAUGGUCUUCUUGAAGGAAAGCCCCAAGUUUUUACUUAGUAAAGACCGAAGCGAUGAAGCUUUAGAAGUUUUCAAAUCGAUUUAUGCUAGCAACACCGGAUGUCCGAAGGAUUCCUAUUCUGUCAUGCACGUGUAUCUUGAUGAAACAAUAGUGGCCAGUACUGAAACUUCAAUGGUAAAGAGAGUCUGGAACCAAACCGCGCCUCUGUUCAAACCUCCACUACUGAAGAACUCUGCCAUACUCUACUACUUGUUGCUAUGCGCUUAUAUGACAUCAACUGGUUUCACUAUGUUUGUACCUACCAUGACCAAUGCAUAUUUCACUGGCAAGGAGACGCAUGGACGUACGUUUUGUGAAGUUGCGAGUACCAGCACAAGUUCCCAUAAAAUACCUUCCAUAGAUUGUAACCAUACAAUCCAGCCCUUGGCCUUGUACGCUACCAUGGUUUACUCAGGAGCCUCAACAUUCCUGAUGAUAAUACUCUCCUUUGUCGCACCGUACGUCGGGAAAAAGAUGAUGACCCUCUUGAUUUUCACCGUGUCGUCUCUGGCUGGAAUCUUGCUGAUAUUCAUAAAAAUUCCGAUGCUGAGCAUAGCCCUUUUCUUCAUAUUUUUAUAUGUUGCUCAGAUAUUAGCAAAUGUAAACACGUAUUUGGUUGAACUUAACCCUACGCAUCUCAGAGGAAUGGCGACGUGCCUGUCAGUGGUGGUGGCCCGAGGGUUCGGUUUCUUCAGUGUGCACAUUAUCGCCAGCCUUCUGGGUGACUACUGUACACCAAUGCUCAGCGGCUACAUUGUCUUAGUUAUGUCUGGAUUCCUCGCGGCAAUUUUCUUACCAUCAGAUUCUAAAUCGAACAAGGAACAGAAUCAAAUUGUAUCCAGGGAAUCAGAAAACCCGUAGAAUAUUGUUAAGUUAGUUAAAUGAUUGCAUUGAACAAUAUUACAUCGUGAAAAAAUAAUCACCACCUUAAUCACUGCGAGUUAGCUAUUUUGGAUUCAAAAUAUUCGGAUUACAGGUUUUCUCACGAUUUUUUCCUUCACGAUUUUUAGUGGUAUCUUAGAGCAAUUUGAGCAAAUACUGAGUAAGUCUUUCGUGGCCUGUUUUUUAAUCUAAUCUGCAUCUCUUGCAUACAAAUCCAAACAUAAAACUGCAACUCCACUACGGUUAGCUAUGCUCUCCAUGAUGAAAGAUGUCCGAGCCCAGUAGAUGAGUUGGUGUUAUUAUUUAAGUUGAGACUGAUAAAUUAAAUAUACGGUUUGAAAUAAAACAUUGUAUUUUACUGGAACUAACCAGAGUUCCCUCCUUCACUUUUAUUAAUCCAGUUUUUUCAUCCUGAUAGUUAAUUCUGUCAACAACAAAUCUGCCUUGCAAUGAGACAGUCAGAACUAAAAAACGUAUUGUGGUGAAGAGAUAGUAAUACAUUUUCGGUGAUUUUCAAAUAAACAGAUGAAACAUAAUCAACACUUGAACGUCUAGGUUAGCCAAAUUACGCAUAGCA